AUGUCUGAGGCAAAGAAAAUUAAGCUGAAUUCCUCUGGAAUGGAACAACGCAACAGGUUUCGCAAGAUGGGCAAGCGGAAUUAUUACGCCAAGGCGAACGAGCACGGUACAGGUGAAGGAAUGAGAGAUCGCAACAUGAAACCGGGCCAUCGUGGGUUUCUGGUAACGUGUAACGGACAUGUUCGCGAUUGUGUCCGUGAUAGUUACCGCAUCUUGAAUGCUUAUGCAGAUGAGCUGUAUGGUGCAUUGGACAAAACCGCUCCGGAGGAUAGUGAGAAUCAGCAACAAGCCGAUGCAGCAAGUGAUGAAGAGGACAUUUCGAUUAAGCUGCAGAAAGAGGCAGAGGCGGCCGGUAAACCGAACAACAAAGCUUUCCGCUUCCAGAGCGUAGACAGCGGAGCCAUGAAUUGUCUUUUCAUUCAGACAUCUUUACCGGAUCCGAAUGAACUGACGAGCAAGAUUAUGAAGGAUUUGAAUGACACCAAACAACACAAAUCUCGCUUCAUACUGCGAAUGUUGCCGAUUCAGGCGGUAUGCCGCGCCAACCUUAAGGAUAUAAUCGACGUUGUUGGUAAGCUAAGCGACCGGCACUUUCUGAAGGAGCCGAAAACAUUUGCGAUCUUAUUUAACCGUCGGCUAAAUAAUGAUCUCUCCCGAGACGAUGUAAUCCGCGAACUGGCCGAACUUAUCACAGCCAAGAAUGCGGGCAACAAGGCGAAUCUUAAAAACCCGGAUUUAGCGGUGAUCGUUGAAGUGAUCAAGGGUCUGUGUUGCAUCGGAAUCCUGCCCGAAUAUUACCAGCUGCGAAAGUACAACCUGGUUGAACUGGUUGUCUCACAGGAUCCAAAGAAAGCGCCAGCAUCGGAAGAGGUCGCAGUAGCUAAGGCGAAUGAAUUGGAAGAAGAAACUACCGAGAAACAUCAACCGGAUCAUGUGCAGAGUGGACCAGAGGAAAAAAAUACAACCUUGCCGGAUGAAGUAGCCGAGUAA
Messenger RNA from Anopheles marshallii, 990 nucleotides. RefSeq names its product THUMP domain-containing protein 1 homolog. The record is from RefSeq and is a predicted model, not a curated record. Gene Ontology annotation, biological process: tRNA modification. The transcript has 2 exons. Lineage: Eukaryota; Metazoa; Arthropoda; Insecta; Diptera; Culicidae. The coding region runs from base 1 to 990 and encodes 329 amino acids. Gene Ontology annotation, molecular function: RNA binding.